CCAUUCCCAGAGUCUGUAAAAUAAAAACAGAUAAAGAUAUCAAUGACUUAGAUCGUCUGUGAACGUUUAAAUUAAAAUUGGUUAAUAACUUUGGAUCUCAUGUCUAUUCUAUUGACUCAUUCGCCAUAAGAAAUGAGCGCCUGUAGUAAAAAGAGCUGAGUAGUGACAUUUCCGAUGAUCAUGAACGCAGCAGACCUGCUGUUUAGGUGCCGCAGCUUCAGACGGACUUUAUUUCCUCCGUGAGCUCACCGAGCGCAGCAGGCGCGCGCGGACAGCGCGGGAUAAGUUGGAUUUUUUUUCUUUUAACUUUUAAAACCGCACCUGUCUAAGACUUUAUUCGUUUAUUCAAAGUCACAAACAGCAGAGGGAAGUUUUAAAGUUUUUCUAAGAACGGAAUAAGUCAAGCUCAAAGCAGAGGACAAGUGGAUUUUACGCACGAAACUCUCCAGGACGCAGAGCGCGGACGCUUUUGGAGAGAUUUUCCCCGCAGUUCCCGGCUUGAUUUUUAUUUAUGUAUUUAUUUAAUGGACAGGCUCUACUCCUUUUUGGCGCAUGUGGCUGCCACCAUGUCGUCUUUCCUGGCGCACAGGGCUCCUUGGGAGGCUGGUAAAAAUGUUACAAGGUCGUUAAAUUUAUUGGAACGUGACUGGCGGAUAUGAACUUUCUCCGUGAUGAUUGCGGGCGCUCUGGUGAAUGAUUGACAGCAGUUGUUCAGCUCUGGAGAAACUGGAUUUACUAUUGAGAAACUAAAAAGUAGUUGUUUUUUUGUUUUUUGCUUUUGGAAUACAAUGAAACUGUGACCAAAACCAAAAAGUCUUGGCAGAGAUUUGCAGGGAUUUCCUACUGAUAGACUCUGAUUUUUUAAAGCUCCCUCCCUGGAUCUACAGUGGGACUCAUGCUGCUCAGGUUGGGUUUUUUGCAGCAGCUGCUGCUGCUGCUCAUCCAGAGUCUUGACCCGUCGUUGGCUGCCUCCAAGGACCUGGUGUGUGAGCCCAUUACCGUCCCCAUGUGUAAGGGCAUUGGCUACAACCUGACUUACAUGCCUAAUAAGUUCAACCAUGACACCCAGGAGGAAGUGGGACUGGAGGUGCACCAGUUCUGGCCUCUGGUCCGCAUCCGCUGCUCCCCAGACCUCCUCUUCUUCCUGUGCAGCAUGUACACCCCCAUCUGCCUGCCAGACUACCGUAAGCCCCUUCCUCCCUGCCGCUCUGUGUGCGAACGGGCCAAGCGGGGCUGCUCCCCCCUCAUGAGCCAGUACGGGUUCGAGUGGCCGGAGAGGAUGAGCUGUGAGGGGCUCCCCCAGCUUGGGGACGAGACCCUGUGCAUGGACCAAAACAGUAGCGAGGCCACCACUUCAGCUCCACCGUUCCCUAAGUCCACUCCAAAGGUCCGAACCAGACCCCCCAGUCCAUCUCAGUGCGACAGAGAGUGCCGCUGUCGGGACCCCCUGAUCCCCAUCAAGCGGGAAUCUCACGCUCUCUUCGGCCGGGUCCAGACUGGACCACUGCCCAACUGUGCCCUGCCCUGCCACCUGCCCUACUUCUCAGCGGAUGAACGGGCCUUCACCAGCUUCUGGGUGGGACUCUGGUCCGUGCUGUGCUUCAUCUCCACCCUCACCACCGUCGCCACCUUCCUCAUCGACAUGGAGCGCUUCAAGUACCCAGAGAGGCCCAUCAUCUUCUUGGCUGCCUGCUACCUCUUCGUCUCCUUGGGUUACAUCAUCCGGCUGGUGGCAGGUCAUGAGCGGGUGGCCUGUGGCGCCGGUGGUACCAGCCAGCUGCACAUCCUCUAUGAUGCCACAGGCCCCGCCCUGUGCACCCUGGUCUUCUUGUUGGUGUAUUUCUUUGGAAUGGCCAGCUCCAUCUGGUGGGUGGUGUUGUCCUUCACCUGGUUUCUGGCUGCAGGGAUGAAGUGGGGCAGCGAAGCCAUCGCCGGAUACUCGCAGUAUUUCCACCUGGCCGCAUGGCUCAUCCCCAGCGUCAAGUCCAUCCUGGUGCUGGCACUCAGCUCCGUGGACGGAGACCCUGUAGCCGGGAUCUGCUAUGUGGGAAACCAGAGUCUGGAGAACCUGCGGGGAUUCGUACUCGCCCCUUUGGUGGUUUACCUCUUUACCGGCACGCUUUUUCUGCUCGCUGGUUUCGUUUCUUUGUUCCGCAUCAGGAGCAUCAUCAAACAAGGAGGUACCAAGACGGACAAGCUGGAGCGGCUGAUGAUCCGCAUCGGUCUCUUUACUGUACUGUACACCGUCCCCGCCACGAUCGUGGUGGCCUGCCUGGUCUACGAGCAGCACUACCGGCCCAGCUGGGAGCGAGCGCUGGCCUGCUCCUGCCCGCUGGAGCGCCAGCGCUCCAUCCGGGGGCCAGACUACGCCGUGUUCAUGCUCAAGUACUUCAUGUGCUUGGUGGUGGGCAUCACGUCUGGAGUCUGGAUUUGGUCCGGAAAAACUCUGGAGUCCUGGCGGAGCUUCGUGGCCAGAUGCUGCCCCUGCUGGGCGCACAAGGCCACCGCGCCUCCGUCCAUGUACAGUGAAGCCAGUACGGCUUUGACCGGACACACCGGAACUGGACUGACGUCGGGGAUGUACCACAAGGCGCAUCAGUCCCACAUAUGACCCCACAUUGGGAAGGAUUUUCAAGAGACUCGCCCAGUUAAAGAAGGACAAGAGGAGAAAACAACAGACUUUUCAGAUCAUAUUUUUUUAAAAACAGGAAACCAAGUCUUUAUGUAGCAUCUGAUGUUUGUUUAAAGCGAUGUCAGCCUCUAAAAGCGAAGCUGUAAGAAAAAACCAGACGCUCGCUCAGACAAAAAGCCUUUACUAAAUCCAUAUUGGAGCUCAGCAUGCUUCCUUUUCCUGAAGACUGAAAGACAGAGAAUAUAUUUAUUUAUGUAAAUAUUGUAUCUAGUUGUAAAGAGAAGAAAAAAAGACGUCUUUUGUGUAGUUCAUCUGGAGUUCUGCUUCCACAGAAUAAAGUAAUUUGUAAAUGCGAUAAACAAACACAGAGCUGCUGGUAAUUCCUUUUAGUUUUGCAUUUAAUGAAGUGAAUUUAUAUUUUAUUUUUGUCUUGAAAACUCUGUUUUUGUCACUUCAUCUCUGUAAAGUCGAUUUACACUCAGUCGUCAAAGCUUCACAAUGAAAUGGAUUCUGGUCUUUAGCGCCAUCUGUUGGUUGGAGGAGAAAAUGCUUUUUGUGGAUUACUUCCGAAAAAAAGGUUGAAAUAUUUUAUUUUUCCUUUUGCUACAAUCCAUCCUAGAAUCACUUAAAUUGUAUUUUGAAUAUAAUCAAACGGAAAACUGGUUUAUCACCGCAACAAGAAAUAAUCCAGUGUAUUAAAUGAAACUUCUUUUUUAAGAUUAUCCCAUUUGGAUUAAAAUAGACCCCUCUGAGGAUGUCAUUUUAGACUCACAAAAAGGAUGCUUUACAUACACACACACACACACAUAUAUAUAUAUAUAUAAGUGAAAUUCAGACAAACAAAAACUUUUAAUAUAUUUCAAUUAAAAAAGUAACUGUGAGAAAAUAGCUUUCUGUAAAAAAUAAAAGAAAAUGAUGAAAAAGGAUUUGUGAACUUUUGUUUUAUUGUAAGAAGUAAAAAGAUGAGCUUCUGUAAAGACUUAUGGUAAUAAAUGUCUAAAUUUGGAUGAAAGCUGAAAUGUCUGUUCUGCUUGUAUAGCAGCACAUCUGCUUUUAAUUCUGUGUUAAAUCAGGCUUUUAUUGUGAAAAUAAAACUACCCAGAUGUCAGGUUUGGAGAACAUC
Messenger RNA from Oryzias latipes (Japanese medaka), 3755 nucleotides. RefSeq names its product frizzled class receptor 5 (gene fzd5). Gene Ontology annotation, cellular component: plasma membrane. Gene Ontology annotation, biological process: canonical Wnt signaling pathway; non-canonical Wnt signaling pathway. Lineage: Eukaryota; Metazoa; Chordata; Actinopteri; Beloniformes; Adrianichthyidae. Gene Ontology annotation, molecular function: Wnt-protein binding; Wnt receptor activity. The record is from RefSeq and is a predicted model, not a curated record.